Messenger RNA from Echinostoma caproni, 1554 nucleotides. NCBI's taxonomy places the organism in Eukaryota, Metazoa, Platyhelminthes, Trematoda, Plagiorchiida, Echinostomatidae. The record is from the annotation of a GenBank genome assembly.
AUGUGGGCGGAAUAUUGCCGGGUUGCCCAGGCCGAGGCAGCCUACGAAAUUUUGGGAAAUCCCUCUAAACGUCAUGCGUACGAUAGCGUUGAUCCCGUAGUGGUGAACGAUUCUGUACCGAGUGCUGCGAGCAUCAGAGAAGACUUUUUUGGCGCUUUGCGACCAUUCUUUACUCACAAAGCACGAUGGUCCAAAACGCAGCCAGUCCCAGGUUUGGGUUAUCUUGGAACUAGACUGGAUGAUGUGCACACAUUCUAUGAUUUUUGUCGUGAAACCAGACGAGCUAUCGAACGUCAAAAUCGGGCUGAACGGGCCCGAAGACGUGGUGAAGAAUUGCGCACUAUUCGUCAAAUUGUGGAAUUGGCCAAGGCGAACGAUCCCCGUUUGUUGGCUGCGGCUAAGGCUGCUAAGGACGCCAAAGCUGCCAAACGCCAAGCCCGUCUGGAUGCUGCGCGCAAACGACGCGAGGAGGAGGAAGAGCGUGUACGUCUCGAAACCGAAGCACAGGCAGCCGUUCGUGCAGCAAGCGAGGAGCGUAAACGGGUGGAGGCGGAACGGCUACGCAAAGAACGGGAACAACUGAAACAGGAGGCUAAACGGGAACGAAAGCGGUUGCGCGCAAUUGUAGUUGAAAAAUACGAUCACUUUAUCCAAAUGGAAGAUUCCGAAUCCGCAGCAGCCGGUGCGGAGCGCGUUCGCGUUUUGUCCGAUUUGGAUCUGCUUUAUCAGCGAUUAACCAAUGUGCAGCUUCAAGAACUGAAUGACAAUAUGGAAAAGGCAGAUGCGCUGAUUGGUGCACAGACUCUUUUCAACUCCAAGCUGGCAGAGGUACGACAGGAACUCCAAGCACCGGGACUUCAGAGCAGUUUGAAGUCAAACCAGGCUGCCGCGGUCAGCAACGAAAGCACCACCACUAGUGCCCGGUUUAGUUCCGAAGUUAUUCAAAUUCUGAUCAAGGCUGUGAAUCUUUUACCAGCGGGCACACCUAAACGGUGGGAAGCUAUUGCUGCCUAUGUGAACCAACAUGCGCCGGGCACGUCAAUUACGGCAAAGGAAGCUCUUAAGCAAGCUAAAGCACUGAGCCAGGAAGACGCGACAUUACGUAAAGAGGCGAAUGCCAAGGCGUUUGCCUCGUUCGCGAGUACCGUGAAGGAGACAGAUGCGGUGAAGAAUGUCACCAUAACAAACGAAAUAGAAGCUGAAGCUAGCCGACCCUGGACCGUCACAGAGCAGCGUGCCUUGGAGCAAGCACUCCGCAGCUGUCCGGCCCAAUCGUCAGAUAAUCAAGAAGGUGAUCGAUGGCAGAGAAUCGCGGAUAUUGUGGGCACUCGAACCCGUCGCGAGUGCAUGCUCCGAUGCAAAGAAUUGGCGGAACAGGUCCGUGCGAAAAAAGCAGCAAUGGCAGCAGCCACUAAAAGUGGGAGCGCGCCCAACGGGACUCCCGCGUCCAAACCAUCGGUCAAACCUACGAAGGGGUCUGGUUCGCACUACGGACCUGGAGGACCACGGACUACGUUGAGCAGCUCUAAGAAAUCGGAAUUCGAAGGAUUUUGA